AUGAUAUGUAAAAAAGACCCAUUCAAAUCUUCAAAAGCAAUUUUAAAAGAAUGUCAGGCUAAUGUGAUUGGUAGAACUAUACGCGGAAUAUUGAACAACAAUAAUUUAUUUGAUCGCGAAGCUCGAAAAGUUCCUUAUGUCAGUAAAAACAAUAUUAAACAUAGAAAAACUUCUGCUAAAACUCAUUCGGAGUGCAGUGGGCCAGAGGUUAAUUUUGCAGAUGAAACAAAAUUAAAUCCAGGCUCCUGGGAAGAUCCACUACCAAUAACAAAAUCUUCUAAUGUCCAUCAUCAAACAAUUACAACUGCACAAUUACACAAUUCAUCUUUACGUCGUAUAGAUCCAUUGAAUACACGUGGUUCAUAUAAUAGUGGAUUACAUCAUUAUCGUUAUCAACAUAAUCAAUUAAUAUUAUCACAUCAUUUACAUAGUAAACGUAUUUUAAAUAAAAGUCCAUCUACGGCAUCAUCAAUAUUAACAGGUACUACUAAUACUGGUAGCGGCGGAAUAUCAACAUUACAACAAACUCAAACAAUAACAACAUCAACACCAUCUUCUACAAUAUCUGUAACAACAACUGCCGCUCUGGGUGGUAAUAAUUUAAUUGGGGUUGGUGGUGGUAAUAUUGGUGGUCUUACAUUUGAUAAUCAACAAUUAUUAAAAAUAGGAAAAAAUCAUAAAAAACUUGAACAUACACCAUCAGCCCGUACAGUAAAUAGUUCAGACGGUAGUUGGUGUUCAGAACGUGACGAAAACGAUAUAACAUCAGAAGACGACGAUCUAAUACACGAAGAAGACGAAUUAGAUCUUGAUAAUUUAAGUGAUCGUAGUAGUACAUUAUCAGCAAAAGUAACAGCUGCAAUUAUCACAACGGCAGCCAACGCUCAACAAUUACAACAGCAACAACAACAUCAUCAUCAGCCACAACGGAACAGCCAAUUACGUUCAACAUUCAACAAAGCAAAACAGCAUUUGUCCUUUGACAAAUGGCGUACAAGUGUAGGCGGUGGCGGAAACAACAACAUCAAUCAAACCACCAACAGUGCCAAUACCAGCCCAAUACAUCUUCAACAACAAUUACAACAGCAGCAACAACAGCAACAGCAGCAACUAAAAAAUCAAGAUCAGCAACAACAGCAAUCGCAACAACAACAACAGACAUCAUCACCCCAUUCACAGAAUUCUCCAUUAUUGACUGGAGAUUGUGGUGGAAGUCCAAGCAGUACAAGCAGCAACAACAGUAUACAAACAACAAUGCCUACAGCUGCAACAACAACACAUCAUCCACAUUCAGAUACAACUACACCCGGUGAAACACCAGGUGGACGUCUAUCGCGAUGGUUUUCAAUACGUAGAGGCUCAACACAUCAAUAUGAUAUUGGUGGACGCGAUGGUCGUCAUUCUUCUUCAUCAAAUAAUAGUGUAGAUACAACUGAUACGGUUUCAUUAUGUAAUUUUCCAGGUACCAAUGAUAAUAGACAUAGUGAAAAUAUAUCACCGAAAGGUACAUUAAAUUCAUCAACAUCAUUAGGUGUGAAAAUGCCUCAAUUACCCGAGAAUGAGGAUGACACAACUCAUGGUUUUGAUAUAGAUUUAAUAUUACCACCUGGUAGCCGUGCCAAUGGAACAAAUCGACCACACAACAGACUGAUAACACCAACGCUACCACCAGCCCCUCCAGGUUUAUCACAACAACAGCUUAAAAGACGACAUAUUGUUGCGGCUGUUGUACAUAGUGAAAAUUCAUAUGUUGCCACACUUCAACGUCUAGUCAAUAAUUAUAAAAAACCUCUUGAAGAAAGCAGUCCACCAAUAUUAAAUAGUUCAAAAAUUGCAACAUUAUUUCAUCGUCUUCCGGAAAUUUUACAAAGUCAUAAAUUAUUCCGUAUAUCAUUGGCUGAUGCUGUACGAAAUUGGGAUCGUGAUGAAAAAUUAGGUGAUGUAUUUGUAACAGCAUUUAGUAAACCACAAAUAUUAGAAAUAUAUAGUGGUUUUAUAAAUAAUUUCUCAGCUGCCAUGGAAUUAGCUAAAAUGGAAGCAAAACGUAAAUCAGCAUUAGCUGAUUUUUUUAAAGUUAAACAAAUCAGUGCUCAUGAUCGUUUAUCAUUUUUUGGUUUAAUGGUUAAACCAGUACAAAGAUUUCCACAAUUUAUAUUAUUUUUACAAGAUUUAUUAAAAUAUACACCACAAGGACAUCAUGAUCGUAUGUCAUUACAAUUAGCAUUAACACAAUUAGAAUCAUUAGCUGAAAUGUUAAAUGAAAGAAAACGUGAAGCUGAACAAUAUCAAGCAUUUAAAGAAAUGCUUGGUCAUAUUAGUGGUACAUUUAAUACACGUUCAUUAACAUCAUCUGAUAAUAAUCGUCAAAGAUAUUUAUUACGUGAGGAUAAUGUUACACAAAUGGAAUUUAAUCAAUCUGGUUUUAUUGUUAAAUCAAAACAAAGACGUUUAUUAUUAUUAAAUGAUAAAGUAAUAUGUGUAUCAGUUGCACCAAAACAAUCACAUGAUUUUGGUGCUACAGAAAAAUUAUCAUUUAAAUGGAUGUAUCCUGUUACUGAUGUUGAAAUUGUUGAUAAUAGUACAUCAGCAACAUUAUCAAGAAUAUUAACUGCUGGAUUAAAUCGUGGCGGAAGUUUAAAAUCAAAUAGCAGUUCCUGUAAUAAUGAUUCACCAGCAACGAUAUUAACAAAUGGUGCUGAUAAUUUAUGCAAUGAAAUGUCAACAUUAAUGUACGAUUAUGAAGUGAUCUCCAGAAUAAAUGAUUUAGUGAGUACAUUAAAGGGAAAUUAUAAGGAAAUCAAUACAAAUAUAACACGUAAUUUAAUGAAUACAAUACAAAGUUCAAUACAGCGUAAAGAUGAGGAAAUGGCAUGGGUUGAUUCAUGUUGUUUACAAUUAAUUGCACGUAAUAAAUCUGGCAAAGAAGAAACCUUUACAUUCCAAACGGAGAAUCCAAUUGUUAAAAAAGAAUGGAUAACAGAAUUACGUUUGGCACAAUUAGCCUUAGAUCCAAAUAAUUCACCAGCAUGGGAAAUGACAGAAAAUGACCAAAGACCAUCAACAAAAAUGCCAUUAUUUGUUAAAGCACAACCUGUUUAUAAAUCACAGCAUCAAAGCGAGGUGCGCUGUGGCUGCUAUUAUAGUAUAACAAAUGAUAAUAAAAUUGGUACGGCACGUCGUCGUUUUAAACGUCAAAAUUAUUUGUGGAUAUGUACAACAACUGGUCAAAGUAGUCAUAUUGCGGUAUUAUCACAACAUCACCAGCAGGCUGGUAAUUUCAAAGAUGUUGGAUCAUUUGAUUUAGUUGAAACACAAGUCACCAGUAUGGAAUUUAUUAAAGGAAUAGAUAAUAAUGCAAAUAAUAUAGUUAAUAUUAAAGAUGAAAAUUAUAAUGGAAUUCUUGGCGAUUUGAUAUGGAUGGGUACAGAUAGUCGUAAAAUUUUAAUUUACUCGGCAACAAAUCCAGAACAAGAAGUACAAAUUGCUGUUUGCUCUGUUACAGGAAUAGUACAAAAAAUCUUAUAUCAUCUUGAUUCAGUAUUUGUUGCAUUAUCUAAUUCAACCAUAUUAAUAUUUAGACGUUCAAGUGAAGGUGUAUGGCAAAUAAAGGAACCACAAACUAUACAAAUGGGCACUACUGGUUUAACAGUAUCCAGUAUAUUACCAAUAAACAUGAGCAUUUAUGCAAGUUGUGGUAAUAGAGUUGCUGUUUUAAAUGCAAUUACUGGUGAUAUACAAAAAAGUUUUGAUGUUCAACGUGCUAAUCAACAAGUUAAUUUAAUGGCCCAUUCUGGUAUUGGCUUAUGGAUUUCUUUAAAAAAUUCUAGUAUAAUUUGUUUAUAUCAUACGGAAACGUUUAAACAUCUACAAGAUAUUAACGUGGCUGCGAAUGUUUUACGUGUUAAGAAUACUCAAAAAGAAAGUGUUAAUAAUAGCUCAAUUCAUGUGACAUCGUUAUUGGCUUGUAAGGGUUUACUGUGGGUGGGAACAAAUGUUGGUAUUGCAUUAACAAUACCUUUACCAAGAUUGGAAGGUGUUCCAAUAAUAAGUGGUGGCGUUAACAUAUCAUGUCAUGCACAUUUUGGACCAAUUACAUUUCUCUUACCAUUAGUACCAAAAUCAUAUCCAUCUGGAUAUAAACAAUCAUCACAAAAUAUUAUACAAUCACCUGCCGUAACUAUACCACCUGAACAAACAAUACUGAUCACUGAAAAUGCAGAUGAAGCAUCAAGAAAAAUAGAAAAAGAAACUACAAAUGGAACCACAAUACAAAGUAAUAAUGAGAAAAAUAUUAAAGAUGAUGAAGUAGUUUUGCGUAGAGAUUUAAAAGAAGCACCAGAGGAUUCAUCAGCAAUAAAUACAAGUAUAAGCAGUAAUGAACAAGAAUCGCCAGCAAGAUCCAAAUUAGAUAAACAAAAUUCACUAGAUUCAUUUUCAGCUAAAAUUAAAGCACAAUUAGCUAACAGUCCAGCUUUAAGACGUAAACGUUACCGAGACUCUUUAAAUGAUUCAACAUCUACAAGAAUGUCGAAAACUUUACCAAGAGGUAUGGGUUCACCAAGUUUCUUUACAACAAAUUCAAUAACUUCGCAAGCAUCUACAAUGCAGCAUUCCGAUCAUGGAUAUUGUGACGUAUACGGUCUCUAUGGUAAAUUAAUAUUUGUAAAAGAAGAUUACGAUGCUGAAGAAGGUACCCAGGGUAAUUUAAUUGAUAUGAUGUAUGAAGGUAUGAGACGUUCAGAUCCAGAACUAGCAGCAAUACCCGGCAAAGUAAGUACGUUAGAUAGACGUUUACGUAUGAAAGCGAGUAGACCACGUUCAUUAGAUUUAUCAAAUUGGUCAGUUGAUUCAAAAUCAUCAAGUUUAUAUACAUCAUCGGGUAGUGAAGAAAGUAUGGGUAUUAGAUUAUUUGGUGGACGUUCUGUAUCACGUAAUAGUAGUAGUGCUAGUCAUAAAACUUCUGGUAAUGGCAGUGAUUUAGGUAAUAUAUCAGAGAAUGGAACAAUAACGACUGCUGAUAUACAUCAAAAUAAUACAUUAAAUACAAAUUCAAAUCAACAACAAACAUUACAACCAAUUGCUCAAAAUAAUUGUAACAAUACAGAAAUAAUUACAACAAUAACAAAAUCAGAUGACGUUAAAACAAUAACUAUUAUAAAUGAUGGUGAAAGUAAACAAUCACAGCAACAACCGCAUAUAACUAAUAAUAAACAACAAAAUCAAAUAACAACAACUGUAUCGAUGACACCAGCGACAACACAAUCAUCAUCACAAAUACCUGCUGCUGCUGCUACAUUAAAAAGAAAAAAUAAAAAUGCUGCUAAUAAAAAUGCAUCACAAAAUAAUGAUGGACCAACGACUUUAUUAACUUUAAUGGGAGGCCGUGGAUAUUGGAGGCAUGUUUGGUAUACAAAUACAUCUCCAGGAAAUAAAAAUAAUACAAUGAGUGGUGGAACAAUGUCAAGAGUUGCUAAUUCAAAUGAUGCGCAUAUCGUUAUUUGGGAAAACAAAUUAUAAAACAUAUAAAAAUAAAAAAAGGAAACCGGAAUAUUAUAUAAUAUACAUUGUGUAUAUAGAUAUUAUGUUCCAUAUUAUAUAAUGUAUGUAUACGAUAUACAUAUUAUAUGUUUGGAGGAUAUCUU
Condylostylus longicornis is the source of this 5642-nucleotide messenger RNA. RefSeq lists its product as uncharacterized. Bases 1 to 5517 code for a protein of 1838 amino acids. Gene Ontology annotation, molecular function: guanyl-nucleotide exchange factor activity; DNA binding. Gene Ontology annotation, biological process: DNA transposition; actin cytoskeleton organization; DNA integration. The transcript is spliced from 6 exons. The record is from RefSeq and is a predicted model, not a curated record. Lineage: Eukaryota; Metazoa; Arthropoda; Insecta; Diptera; Dolichopodidae.